Molecule: messenger RNA, 889 nt
Organism: Oryza sativa Japonica Group (Japanese rice)
Lineage: Eukaryota; Viridiplantae; Streptophyta; Magnoliopsida; Poales; Poaceae
Product: universal stress protein PHOS34
Source: RefSeq, a predicted model, not a curated record
ACACGGUUCGCGAAGCGUACACACACUUCGUGACUUGUUUCCGUGAGCGAUCGACAGGAGGACAUGGCGGAGGAAGCGGCGGCGGCGUCGUCGGCGGCGGAGGGGAGGAUGACGAUGGUGGUAGGGGUGGACGAGAGCGAGCACAGCUACUACGCGCUGCAGUGGACGCUGCGCCACUUCUUCGCCGCCGCCGCCGGCCAGCCGCCGCAGUACCGCCUCGUCGUCGUCAACGCCAAGCCCACCGCCGCCUCCGCCGUCGGCCUCGCCGGCCCAGGUACGCGCGGCGCCGCGGAUGUGCUGCCGUUCGUGGAGGCGGACCUGAAGAAGAGCUCCAUGCGCGUCAUCGAGAAGGCCAGGGAGCUCUGCGCCCAGGUGAGUGAUGCUCUGUUUGAAGUGCUGGAAGGGGAUGCCAGGAAUGUUCUUUGUGAGUCUGUUGAGAGGCAUCAGGCGGAGAUGUUGGUUGUCGGAAGCCAUGGCUAUGGAGCAAUUAAACGAGCUGUUCUUGGAAGCGUGAGUGACUACUGUUCUCAUCAUGCGCACUGCACCGUGAUGAUAGUAAAAAAGCCGAAGCACAAGCACUGAGUCCAUGAGCGGCGGCCCCAGCCUGGACUGAACAGUAUCAUUCAUGUAUAUAUCUACCACCAAAUUGUGAACGUAUCUGUGUGAAUAAAUUGUCAUUGUAUUGACACUUCUAGUCAGCUUCAGCAUGAAGGCAUGUACCAUAUAGCAUGCACUGUAUAUCCUUCUACCUCUUGGAUCCUGGAUCGAGAAGGUAAAUAAUUUAUGUUUGAUAUCUUAAAACAGUGCGUGUUAAUAUUCAUGCGAAAAAUAUUUCAUGUCUAUUACACAUAUGCAUCGUCAAGAUAUUGCAAGUUCUAUUGAUCUGGAA